Plodia interpunctella (Indianmeal moth) is the source of this 2326-nucleotide messenger RNA. It is a transcript of the gene Dhx15, whose product is annotated as DEAH-box helicase 15. Gene Ontology annotation, molecular function: RNA binding; ATP binding; RNA helicase activity. Bases 115 to 2304 code for a protein of 729 amino acids. The transcript is spliced from 14 exons. The record is from RefSeq and is a predicted model, not a curated record. Gene Ontology annotation, cellular component: spliceosomal complex; intracellular anatomical structure. NCBI's taxonomy places the organism in Eukaryota, Metazoa, Arthropoda, Insecta, Lepidoptera, Pyralidae.
UUAGUUGUUCGCCAUCGCCAUUUUGUUAAAUCCAGAGUGUUUCUUGGUUUUGCUGAUUCUCUGUCGUCCUCCAAUUUAUUUAGUAAUUACAGUGUUCUAUAUGUGCUUUUAAAAAUGUCUAAGCGAAGGAUUGAAGUGUUGGACCCUUUCAUCAAGAAAAAAAGAGAGGAAAAAGCAGCUAAGUCUGGAGGUAGUACUGAAGCAUUAGAUGCCUCUGGCGCCAGCAGCCAAACUUCAAGCAGUAGUACACCAGGAAUCAACUCUUACACAGGGUUGCCACACUCCCAGCGUUACCAUGAGCUUCUGCGGAAAAGACUCGGUCUCCCGGUGUGGGAAUACAAGAAUGAUUUUAUGAGACUCCUCAAUACUCAUCAAUGUGUUGUACUUGUAGGAGAGACAGGUUCGGGUAAAACUACGCAGAUACCACAAUGGUCGGUGGAGUUUGCGGCGGUUACCGCGGGCAAGUCCAAAGGAGUGGCGUGCACACAGCCGCGGCGGGUCGCCGCCAUGUCGGUGGCGCAGCGCGUCGCCGAGGAGAUGGACGUUGCCCUAGGUCAGCAAGUCGGCUACAGCAUCCGUUUCGAAGACUGCUCCGGACCGCAAACUGUUCUCAAAUACAUGACAGACGGUAUGCUUCUAAGAGAGGCCAUGUCAGAUCCCAUGUUAGAACAGUACCGUGUCAUUCUCCUCGACGAAGCCCACGAAAGAACACUCGCAACGGAUAUACUAAUGGGAGUCCUCAAAGAGGUUAUCAAACAGCGAUCAGAUCUGAAAUUGGUUAUAAUGUCCGCAACGUUGGAUGCUGGGAAAUUCCAACAGUAUUUUGACAACGCACCGCUGAUGAACGUGCCCGGUAGAACGCAUCCGGUGGAGAUUUUCUAUACUCCGCAACCGGAGAGAGAUUAUUUGGAAGCAGCUAUAAGGACCGUGGUGCAGAUACAUAUAUGCGAAGAGAUUGCUGGGGAUAUUUUGUUGUUUUUGACGGGACAAGAGGAGAUUGAGGAUGCGUGUAAGAGAAUUAAGAGGGAGAUUGACAAUUUGGGACCGGACGCUGGCGAGCUGAAGUGUAUUCCUCUGUAUUCAACACUACCACCAAAUUUGCAACAGAGAAUCUUCGAGCCGGCGCCUCCAAACAGAUCGAACGGCGCAAUUGGCAGAAAGGUGGUAGUCUCAACUAACAUAGCAGAGACCUCGCUCACCAUAGACGGUGUCGUUUUUGUCAUAGACCCGGGAUUCGCUAAACAGAAGGUAUACAAUCCCCGUAUCCGGGUGGAAUCGCUGCUAGUGUCGCCGAUCAGCAAGGCGUCGGCGCAGCAACGCGCCGGCCGCGCCGGACGCACGAGGCCAGGAAAAUGUUUCCGGCUGUACACUGAGAAGGCGUACAGGAACGAGAUGCAAGACAACACUUAUCCGGAGAUUCUCAGAUCGAACUUAGGAUCUGUAGUUUUGCAGUUGAAAAAGCUGGGCAUUGACGACCUGGUGCACUUCGACUUUAUGGAUCCGCCGGCGCCGGAGACGCUCAUGAGAGCCCUGGAGCUGCUCAACUAUCUGGCUGCGCUGGACGACGACGGCAACCUAACGGACCUGGGCGCAGUGAUGGCGGAGUUCCCGCUGGACCCGCAGCUUGCCAAGAUGCUGAUAGCGAGCUGCAACCACAACUGCUCCAACGAGAUCCUCAGCAUCACAGCCAUGUUGUCAGUGCCACAGUGCUUCGUGCGGCCGAACGAAGCGCGCAAGGCGGCGGACGAGGCCAAGAUGAGGUUCGCGCACAUCGACGGUGACCACUUAACCCUGCUAAACGUGUACCACGCCUUCAAACAGAAUAUGGAGGACCCGCACUGGUGCUACGACAACUUUAUCAACUACAGAUCACUAAAAUCGGGCGACAACGUCAGACAACAACUUAGCAGAAUAAUGGACAGAUUUAAUUUGAAGCGAACAAGUACAGAGUUCACAAGUAAAGAUUAUUAUAUUAAUAUAAGGAAAGCUCUCGUCGAUGGAUUCUUUAUGCAGGUGGCGCACCUGGAGCGCACGGGGUACUACCUGACCGUGAAGGACAACCAAGUGGUACAGUUGCACCCCUCCACCUGUCUGGACCACAAGCCUGACUGGGUCAUCUACAAUGAGUUCGUGCUCACCACCAAGAACUAUAUUCGCACCGUCACAGACAUCAAGCCGGAAUGGCUGCUGAAGAUAGCGCCGCAGUACUACGAGCUGAACAACUUCCCGGCGUGCGAGGCGCGGCGGCAGCUGGAGCUGCUGCAGGCGCGGCUCGACUCCAAGCCCUACCAGGAGGGCUUCUAGAAUACACAAGCUUACAAUACAA